This is a messenger RNA of Acanthosepion pharaonis, 777 nucleotides long. NCBI's taxonomy places the organism in Eukaryota, Metazoa, Mollusca, Cephalopoda, Sepiida, Sepiidae. The record is from the annotation of a GenBank genome assembly.
AUGGAGUCGACGGCGUCGAGCCGGGGAAACCAAGAAGAAUUGAGGGAGGCCGUCGCAAUUGGGGACAUGGUCAAACUGAAGAAACUUGUCGAAGAAAAACAUGUCGAAAUUAACUCUCAAAAUUCAGUAAAUGGAUGGACUGCUUUGCAUUGGGCUGUUGUGAGAAAUCACCCUUCAAUUGUUGCCUAUCUGCUGAACAAUGGUGCUGAUAAGACUAUAAAAAAUCAUGAUGGUGAUGUAGCAUCUCAGUUAACCACAGACACAACCAUACAUAAAAUACUUGGAGUUUCAGAUGCUGCUAAUUUAAAAGUGAAAGAGACUAAAUUGCCUAUUACAGCCAACUAUCUGGCUUACCCUCCUUUUCCAUACAUGAAUUCCCAGCAAUCGAAUGCCCACAGUGCACCACCACCACCACCACCUCCACCUCCGCCCAUAGCUCCCAACCCAUAUUUAUUUCCAAAUAGUGAUAAUGAAAUGGUUCUCAAAGCCAGAGUUGCUAAUGUGGAAGAGAAAGAUUAUGUUGAGAUUGAAUUGGAUCGUUCUUCUUUGACAUUUGAUGCCUUGUUAAAUCUAAUGUGUCACGAGUUAUGCAUUGACAAACGUCUUGUACACAAAAUCCGUAAAUUGCCUGACACAAUUAUUCGGAAAGACAAAGAUGUGAAGAGACUUGUUGAUUUCCAGGAGAUGGAACUUGUGCUUACGAGCAAAGCUCUCAGUGCCUCAUCACGGAACUAUGGAGUUGGUGCAGGGUUAAAAUCUGAACAAAUUUUGUACUGA